AUGGAAAGUGCCCAAAUAGUGAGAUCUGUUUCGGCACCGGACGGUGCGGGAACAGGAAUCGGCACCGGCCGGUGCGGGAACAGCAAUAGAGGCAAUCUCUCUGCAUGGCCACGAAAAGUUCGAGCUACACUGGGUCGUGCUGAUGUUGAGUCGAUGCAAUGAAGAUCAAAAACACAACAUCACGUGACUUUUUUGCCUCUGGGGCCACCACCUAACUCCAAGAGCUAACUUUUUUAGGGGGGGGGGGGGGGUGGGGGGUGAUUUACCUAUAGACUCUGGGGGUGCGCUACCUUGUCAAUGGGUUCCCCACGGACUUGGUGCGGUUGCUGUGUGGUCUCGGUCAGGGGGAUCCCCUCUCGUGCCCGGUUUGGAACAUCACGUUCCAGCCCUUCCUCGACGCCCUCGUUCGGCGCGGGAUCGCGCUCGACCUGCAGAAGGUGUGGCCAGGGGGGCCGCGUGCGCAGCUUACGCAUCUGGCGUUUGCCGACGAUGCUGUGGUGGUGGUGGAGUCACCGGCGGCAUUGUCGAAGCUGCAAACGCUGUCGCAGACGUGGUACGAGGCUACCAACGGGAAGACCAACACGGACAAGACGCUGGUGCUACCACUCGGACCGAACUGGCUUCGGGACGAGACUGCGCAGGCGCUGCCAACGGUGCAGGAGGGGAGAGCUUCAAGUGGUGCGGCCAUGCCUUCUUUCGCCACGGUGACUCGAAACUGUUUUGGACCCAUGUUCUUGACAGGAUCAAGGCCAAGACCCGCGCCGCUCGAGACCGGACACUUUCGCCGAGUGGGAAGGUUUUCUAUGCCAACGCUCACAUCAUCUCGACGGUCCUCCACGUGCUGUCCUUCGACAUACCGCCUCAAUGGUUCAUUAAGGCGGCGGAGACGGCACUUACGGACUUUGUCUGGGGAGGAGCAGGGCGAAAUACCGUCGCUCGCGAUUUCGUGUUCCAGGCUCGGGAGGACGGUGGCUUGGGUUUGAUUUCGAUUGGCGACAUCGUUCAUUCGGUGGCGCUUCGAUUUUGGGAUGCUGUGGCGGGCUCGGACGAGGCGAUCUGGGCGCCCCUAGCUCGCGAGAGCUGGAGGUGCCUCGUCGCUGCGACCCGCGAUUUCAGUCCGUGGGGGUUCUUCAGCAGCACGGCUCGGGUCGAGAAGCUGUAUCGCGACUCGACGCGCUGGGGGGCAGUCGUUGCAGCGGCCAGGGUCACAGUUCCAACCAUCAAGUCCGAACUCCUUACGCUUCCCGAAUUGCUCUCGCUUCCGCCUCGCCUCCCUUCACUCUAUGCUGAAGGUGCCCAGCACGCAUAUGACGAUGCGGACGCGGUGGCGAAGUUUGCGCAGAUCGCGGACCUGUACUGGAGGGACGAAGGGAAGGGAUGGGCUCUGGUUGGUCAUCGACGCGGGUUCUGGCAGCACUCUAAGGAACCCGCCCUACAGCACGAGCACGUGUGGUCGCGCGUGGGUCAGUUGCUCAAGGCGAAAGCGUUGCUGCCAAGACCGCGUUGCGACCUGCUCGGAUACCUCUCAAGGAGGCUCCCCGUCCUCGGUGCUUCAACUUCUUUGGGCUCUCCCGACCUUUUACGAUUCGCAAGCUUCGUCGGCUUGUGAACAAGGUGCGGUUCCCAGGGAGGGAGGACCGUGUCAAGCGUUUCCCUGAUGGGACUUCUCAGAGCGAUAGGAAGCGCUUCUGGAGAUGGCUUCAUGACCGGUUCGCGUCUGCUGUCGAGCAGGACACCCACUGGCGGCUCAUGUACGACGUGACGCCGACGCGCAAGAGGCAGCAUACUCAGGGUCAUGCCUCUUCGCCGACGUGUCUGUUCUGUGGCAACGAUGCAGCGGUCAUCGAGACGGUGUCCCACUACUUUUUCGAGUGUGCGUACUCGACCAGCUUCUGGGGUGGGGUGCUACGCAUUCUGCUUGACAAGCUCGGCAUCGAGGAUACCGACGUCGAUCCGUCGACGUUCACUCCGGAGCAGCUGACUAUGGGGCUCCCCCUUUUGCGGGGUCGUGGGAGAACGACCUCGAAAUGGAUGUGGGUUCGGCUGGCCUGCGCGAUCGGCUUCCAGCGGCUGCACCUGCUCCGCUGGCGCGUUCAUCAGCGGUUCGAGCUGGACAACGUCGUGGCCCCUCCCUCGCUUCCCAGUGCGCUCAGAGCGUUCGAGCGAGAUUUUCUCUCUCGAGCGGGUUUUGUGCCUGGGGUUCGAGAUUGGGAGGUGUGAUGACCGAGUUAAGUCCUUCCUUCCCAUUUUCCUCCCCUCCUUUCCUCCCUUCCUUUUCGGUCAGAAGCUGACUGUCUUGAAACUUGUUGCGCAGUGGAAGGCUGCGCACCUCUCCCUCUCUCUACUUUGUGCAGUAGCGAUUUUCGUUCUUGGAUGGAUCGGCAAGCCGGGUCGAUCGUCGUUGCGUUGGAGGCUUUGUGAAGUUCUCCCCUCUCUUUCCCCUUUCUCCCUUCCCUUCCUCUUCUCGUUCCUGUUGCUCGGUUGUUGACUACGCUUCAGCCACUUCUCCUUUUAUUCCUAAGCCGUGUGUUGGAUUCCGUCGAAUAGAUCGUUCGUUCGCGUUGGUCAAGAUCUACGGCAUGGAUCGGGAAGAAAGGUCACUCGUUUUUUUGGUCAAUAUCCUCGCGUCAAGGCGAGGCUUGUUUCGUUGUAUUGGAUCGUUUUCGCUCGGCCCCGACGGCUCAACAGCCAGCACUCGAGACUCAGCCAAGGGAGGACAUCAGGCGCUGUCGGGGUGACGAGUAG
Molecule: messenger RNA, 2745 nt
Organism: Microbotryum saponariae
Lineage: Eukaryota; Fungi; Basidiomycota; Microbotryomycetes; Microbotryales; Microbotryaceae
Source: the annotation of a GenBank genome assembly